Sorghum bicolor (sorghum) is the source of this 740-nucleotide messenger RNA. Its product is annotated as phytosulfokines 4. The record is from RefSeq and is a predicted model, not a curated record. NCBI's taxonomy places the organism in Eukaryota, Viridiplantae, Streptophyta, Magnoliopsida, Poales, Poaceae. Gene Ontology annotation, cellular component: extracellular region. Gene Ontology annotation, molecular function: growth factor activity. Gene Ontology annotation, biological process: cell population proliferation. The coding region runs from base 150 to 416 and encodes 88 amino acids. The transcript has 2 exons.
UCUCGCCCACCAUUUCCACUCUCGCCCACCAUUUCCGCGCUCCCCCCUCCCCCGCCUCCGGUCGAAACCGCUCCGCUCGGCGGCUCCAACAAGAAACGCGCAAGGCAGGGUGCUCCGUCGUCCAUUCGCCGACAGAUCGACCAUCGUCCAUGGCGAAGAGGGCGACGGUCAUGGUGCUCGCGGCGGCGCUCGCGGUCCUCCUGCUGGCGGCGGCGUCGUCGGCCCCCGUGGCCAGCGCCGCGCGGGACGACCCGGCUGCGGCGGCGGCGGCCGUCUCAUCUUCUCAUGACCAGAAGCAGGGAUCGGCGGAAACGGAAGGCGGGUGCGAGGGCGCCAACGACGAGGACGAGUGCAUGAUGAGGCGCACGCUGAACGCGCACACCGACUACAUCUACACCCAGCAGCACCACAACUGAUCCAUCAUCAUCCCUCUCCUAUCUAUAUCCUAGGCUAUAUAUAUAUAUAUAUACGACAUGCGUUGCUCCGUGCUCGUCGUGUUCUUUCUCUGUUCCCGUCCGUGGCGUGUGAACACUGUGCAUGGCGCGUUACCUGCGUGUCAAUAAUAACAGUUUCGAUUUUUCUUUUUUUGUCCCAUGUCACAGUAGUGAUCCAUCGAUCGAUCUAUCCAUCCUAGCUCGAGGAUUUCUUGCUUGUUGUUUCAUCUCGAGGAUUUCUUGUUUGUUGUUUCAUUCUAUGCAUGUAUGUACGCAUUCAGAAAAGUUCAAGUAUUAUCCACCAAA